Molecule: messenger RNA, 4388 nt
Organism: Camelus dromedarius (Arabian camel)
Lineage: Eukaryota; Metazoa; Chordata; Mammalia; Artiodactyla; Camelidae
Gene: MFSD11
Product: major facilitator superfamily domain containing 11
Exons: 14
Coding region: 575-1924 (449 amino acids)
Source: RefSeq, a predicted model, not a curated record
CCUGGCGGGCGGGUCGAAAAGCGCGGAGUCACUGCUGCAGGGAGGGGGAGCAGGAGGGGCCGGCAGUUGGAAAGCCCGCGAAACGCUCCUUCCGGCUUCGAGGAGCUCUGUGACAGGGGGAAGGGGCGGUGCACCCCAACUGGGCUCCGCCUUCUUUUCAUGCCAGUGUCCAGGCUCCACGCAGCCUUUCUGCUCGGACCUUAGCUUUGCCUCUGUCAGAGAGGGUACUCCUUCACCCAUUUGCCCCUCUAUGUUUCUGGCCUCCUCAGAUCGCGCUUCGUGGUCUCCAGACCCCCUCCUGCAGUUCCCGAUUCGUUCGCUGGGUUCUGCUCUUUAGCCCCCUUUCGCCGGAGCCCGCGAGAUCGGAUCGGGCCCCGCUCCCUCGUGAGGGGGCGAGGGAGCCCUCGCGGAACGCCUGAGCGUCCCGGACCCUCCGGACUACAUUUCCCAGCGGGCCCAGCGGCCGGCGACGCGACUGCGGUCAGGUGACCGGGUCGCCUGACCUGCGUAGGUUCGCCCCGAGGAGAGCGGACUGUCCUGGGCUGCUGCUUACCUCCGACAGAGUUGAGCCAAAAUGUCCCCGGAAUCUAAAAAGCUUUUCAACAUCCUUAUUUUAGGAAUUGCCUUUAUGUUUAUGUUCACCGCCUUUCAAACUUGUGGAAAUGUAGCGCAAACUGUCAUCAGAAGCUUAAACAGCACAGAUUUUCACGGCAGUGGAUAUACCAGCAUGGCAAUUAUUUAUGGAGUGUUCUCUGCUUCAAAUCUGAUUACACCAUCAGUGGUUGCCAUCGUAGGACCUCAACUCUCUAUGUUUGCUAGUGGUUUAUUUUACAGCAUGUACAUUGCCGUUUUUAUCCAGCCUUUCCCAUGGUCCUUCUACACAGCCUCUGUUUUCAUUGGAAUUGCAGCUGCUGUGCUUUGGACAGCACAAGGAAACUGCCUGACAAUAAAUUCAGAUGAGCACACUAUUGGGAGAAACAGUGGAAUUUUCUGGGCACUCUUACAAUCUAGCUUGUUCUUUGGAAAUCUCUACAUAUAUUUUGCUUGGCAAGGGAAAACUCAAAUAUCAGAGAGUGAUCGAAGAACAGUGUUCAUCGCCCUAACGGUGAUUAGCCUCGUGGGGACAGUUCUUUUCUUUCUCAUUCGGAAACCAGAUGCCGAAAAUGUCCUGGGAGAAGAUGAAUCUUCUGAUGACCAGGACCUGGAAGUCAACGAGUCUGCCCAGAACAAUAUGACAAAGGCAGUCGAUGCAUUUAAAAAAUCUCUUAAGUUGUGUGUCACCAAGGAGAUGCUCCUUCUUAGUAUUACAACUGCUUAUACAGGUCUGGAAUUGACUUUCUUCUCUGGUGUAUAUGGAACUUGUAUCGGCGCUAUAAAUAAAUUUGGAACAGAAGAGAAAAGCCUCAUUGGACUUUCUGGCAUUUUUAUUGGCAUUGGAGAAAUUUUAGGUGGAAGCCUCUUUGGCCUGCUGAGCAAGAAUAAUCGUUUCGGUAGAAAUCCAGUUGUGCUGUUGGGCAUCCUGGUGCAUUUCAUAGCUUUUUACUUAGUAUUUCUCAACAUGCCUGGGGACGCCCCUAUUGCUCCCGUUGAGGGAACUGACAGCAGUGCUUACAUCACACCCAGCAAAGAAGUCGCCAUCUUCUGCAGUUUCCUCUUGGGUCUUGGAGACAGCUGCUUCAACACCCAGCUGCUCAGUAUUUUAGGGUUCCUCUAUUCCGAAGACAGCGCACCGGCCUUUGCAGUCUUUAAAUUUGUGCAGUCCAUUUGCGCAGCCGUGGCGUUUUUCUACAGCAACUACCUUCUCCUUCAUUGGCAACUCCUGGUCAUGGUGAUAUUUGGGUUUUUGGGAACGGUUUCCUUCUUCACGGUGGAGUGGGAAGCCGCCGCCAUCGUGGCCCGGGGCUCUGACUACCGAAGUAUUUGAUCCCGGAGCCGCGGGCGGCUCAGCUGAGAGACAGGGUGUGCCUGGUGCGAGAAGCCAGCUCUCGUCCUCACGGUGUAUUGGAUGACGUUUAGGAUGGAAAAUCAGAGAUUUAAGACUGCUACGUCUGCCAGAGUUGGUAUUCAAGUUUACAGACACUAGUUUAAAACAAAUGGGAUAAGGGAAACUUGUUCUGUCAGUUACGACUGUUCAUCUAUCUCAAGUUCUUAAAAUCAAUCAUGCUAUAGAAUGUAAAUGUUUUCUUCUCUCUCCUGUUCUCGUUGAAGGAUCGUGCUUUGAUCAAAACUGCUCGGCCCUAUGUCAUAUAAAGAUUCUUGCUGGGUACGAUUUAUGUGUUACUGUGUAAUAAUAGGGAGCAGUGCCACCCCACGUGUCUGGGAGUGACAUUUGAAUAAAUCAGGACAUGCUGAAGUGGAAUCUUUGAAAAGAUUUGCGCUUUCUUUCUCUCUAAAUGUUUUGUUUGAUCAGUUUUCUCACUUUGUGGUUCAUAGCAAGGGGUGGCUAAUUAUUAUAAAAUGAGGUAAAAAUUGUCUAAAGUUUAAAAAGUAGGAAUCUUAACAUUUGUAAAUGAACAGAAAGACAUUUUUAAAAAAAACACAUUUACUAGGGGAGGAUUUUUGCUCUCAGUUUUCCUAGAGGAUGCAAUGCAUUUAAAAAAAACCCAAGACGUAGUGAGAUCUAAGCUACAGUGGCAGGCUUCCGUCACUUGUGUAACUUCUUAUAGCAAACGCUCUCCAUGCACGUGUCUGGGAACGGAGUAUUAACUUUGGGGGGAUAUUUAAAUGGAAAUUUUAAUUUUAAAUCAUAAGAGCUUAAAACAAUUUUUAAAAUUGAGAUACAAUUCAGAUACCAUAAAAUUCACUGUUGUGAAAUACACACUUUAGCGGGCUUCUUUAGUAUGUUCACAGGGUUGUACAGCUGUCGCCGUUAUUUAUUCAGAACAUUUCAUCACUCCAGAAAGAAACCCUGCGCCUGUCAGUAGCCAUUCCCCAUCUCUGGCCUGGCACUAGCCGUCACUGAUCUGCUUUCUGCCUCCAUGGUUUUGCCUGUUCUAGACAUUUCGUAUAAAUGGGAAAGCUCACUUUUAAAAGUGACAAUUAACUGCACGAAUGAAGAGUUUUAUGGCAAAGUAAAUUCAACCAAGAAAACAGACAAUACUUUGUUUCCCAUUGUUUUUUAAAAACCUGCUAGAAAUUUAGAGAUUUUAUGGAGCGUGAUUUUCAGACCUGAUGGCAAUUGCAGGGAGUCAGAAAGCUCUGUAGUUAGCAGGAACCCUUAGAGAAAUUUCAUUUGUAUGGAACACUAAACUCUCUUCACCCCAUGUUGUAAAGUUUCCGUUUUCUUUCUCAAAGUUAAGAUAAACUCAGUUGUUGGUUGAUCUUAUAUAAAUAAUUUGUAAAUGAUAUUUUAGAAUUAAUGCAAAUGAUUUUAUUAUCUCUUUAAACGCAUUAUUGUUUGCCCAGGUGUAUUAGUUUUCUGUCACAAGAUAACAAAUUACCCAAAAACUUACCCACUUAAAACAGCACACAUGUAUCCUCUCACAGUUUCUGUGGGUCUGGAAUCUGGGCGUGGCUGAGCUGGGUCUUCCAUCUCAGGGUCUGUCAGUCUUUCACAAGGCUGCGGUCAAGGCUGGGCUCACCUGGGGGAGGACCCACCUCUCCGCUCGCUCUGAGGCUCACGGGCAGGAGCUGGUUCCUCACAGCCUGUGGGACUGAGGGUCUUAGUUUCUCGUGGCUGUCUUCAGGGUGCUCACAAUGUGGCAGCCGACCUCAUCACAGAAAGCAAGUGAGAAAAACCAAAGGGAAGUGCCAGCAAGUCAGACGUCACUGUCUUUUAUAGCUGACACCCCAGCACCUUCGCUAUAUUCUCUUUAUUGGAUGCAAGUCACUAGUUCCUGCCCACACUCCAGGGACGGGGUUACUGCGGGGAGUGAGUCGUGCCAGGAGUGGAUGCUUGGGACCCUCUCCCAAGGCUGCCCGUCUCACAUUUCAGCUGAGAACUGGGUCCUAUGUCCCCAGGUUGCUCAUUCUCCCAGGCUCCCUGCUCACGAUGGAUCUGCAAAACCAGGCAACAGAGGUUAAACAGCCUCUGUUAAUGCCGCUGCGUGCGUUCAUCCAAGGUAGCCAUCGCAUCUUACCUUGACUUGUAGGAUUCCUCGUAACUACUGUCAAAAGGGAAACGAAAUGGAGUGAGAUGAAUCCAUCAGGAACUCGACUUUCCGGCCGCCUCCCGUUGCUGUGUGCAGUACCGUGCACUUUAAGUUCCGUACUCACGUUUUGUGUUUUGGGGGUUUUGUUUUGUUUUUCACUCAGUUUUGUGUCUAUAAAUAGUGUUGACCAUGGUGGGCUCUUUGACUGGUAACAUUAAACUCAUGUUUUAAAUUUGUGUCACUGUUUGAGUUGAAAAAUGACAUGGGAUAAUGGAAUAAAGAGUUUAAUUUUUACAA